Carassius auratus (goldfish) is the source of this 1174-nucleotide messenger RNA. RefSeq names its product nicotinamide riboside kinase 1. The record is from RefSeq and is a predicted model, not a curated record. The coding region runs from base 183 to 803 and encodes 206 amino acids. The transcript is spliced from 9 exons. NCBI's taxonomy places the organism in Eukaryota, Metazoa, Chordata, Actinopteri, Cypriniformes, Cyprinidae.
UUGAUCUGUUAGUGAACAAAGAAGAAGAGCUGCACCAUACACGAGUUUCUUCUGUUAGUUGAGCUGAAGUCCACUCACUAACUAAAGUAACUAACCGUUUACAAAUGUAUACUCUGUCUUAAAUGCAUGCAUCUCGCUGCUUGACAAAAGUUGAAAACAUAUGUUGAAAAAAUUGACUUAAAAUGAGAAAAUUAAUCUUAGGAAUUGGCGGGAUGACAAAUGGAGGAAAGACGACUCUGAGUAAAAGUCUCCAGGAGCUUCUGCAAGACAGCUGUGUUAUUUCUCAAGACAACUUCUUCAAGGAUGACUCAGUGGUCCCUGUUGAUGUCAAUGGCUUUAAGCAAUACGACACUUUGGACGCCCUGCACAUGGACAGGAUGAUGGCAGACACGGGCUUGUGGCAGGAGGAUCCUCAGAGCUUCAUGACAUCUCGUGGUCUCGCAGUGAAAUCCACAGCAUCAGAGCCAUCCAAUAUGAAAGAUGAAGAGGAAGUCAUACAGGUGAAGGUUUUUGGACAGUUGCUGUGGUUUGAAAGGCCACUUAAUAGCUUGUUCAACAAGAGGUACUUCCUGCAGAUCCCUUAUGAGACAUGUAGAGAGAGAAGAAGCUCAAGAGUCUAUGUGCCUCCGGAUCCACCAGGCUACUUUGAUGGAUAUGUCUGGCCCAUGUACUUAAAAAACAGAAAAGCGAUGGAAGAAACUGUAAAUGACAUAGUGUUUCUGGAUGGCACACAGAAGAGAGAGAUGUUGCUCUCAACUGUGCUUGCAGACAUUCAGGAGAUGCUUAUGGCUAUACAGAGAUGAGUUGUCAGAUUUUGAGGACCAACGUUUCCAGCUGUCGGUUUCUGCAAGUAUACUAUCAGAAUCAGAAUUAUGAGGAGCUUUAAUUCCAAAUAUGUUUACUCACUCAAGGAAUUUGACUUCGCGAACAAGAGAUUCCAAUGCAGAAGAAAGUACACACAUAGUGCAAACAUAGAUGUUAGUGCAGAUAUACAUAGAAUCACACAGUAAAGACAAAAAACAGCACAAAAAACUGAAAAUAAGUAAUGCACUAUAUAUAGAAAUAUAGAGAAAAACAUAUUUUUAAAUGAAUGUACAGAAAUGUUAUUAACAAGUGUACCGUGUAUACAAUAUACAGUUUCCAAAUACCAUGUAUAAAAGUGUUUGUUAUGAUG